GGGAAUGUGUCAGUGUGUUGUCUCCUAGCUCUCUCUCUCUCUCUCUCUCUCUCUCUCUAUCUCACUCUCAUUUAAUUCGAACUACCUGCUUCCUUCCACGCACGCACGCGCGCACGAGGUUGUUUGUUUGUUUGCUAGUUCGAUUAGAGAAAUCACAUCGCUCUGAAUCAGAUCCUAAGCGUGGUUCUUCGUUUUCUCGUGCAUUGCGUCGCUGUUGCAGCGACCAAUCUUCCUCGAUUGAACCUGGAUCUCGCCUUGAAUUCGUCGUAUUGGAUUUAGGGCUGUUUGAUUGGAGGAAAGGAGCUCGAUUUUUUCGAGCUGGUGGGGGAGAUGGUGGUGUUCAGAUCGAGGAUAAAAUGGAUAGCGCUCCUUGUGCUCAUAUUAUCAGUGGGAUCUCUCGUUGUUCAUCUUUCGAUCACAAAGUCUUCAGGUGUACAGUUGGCUUCUUAUGCUAGAGAUUCCCUUUGGCAAGAUUUUGAUUCUUUGCUAGGGUCACAGGAUUUUAGAAAUAAGCAUUUAUGGAGGCCUGUCAAAGCACUAGAGACCUUGCAGCCUUAUGCCAAUCCAAGAAAUAGUUAUCCUGCUCCGAGUUCAAAAAACAAUGGCUACAUUUAUGCAAAGAUUUUUGGUGGAUUUGACAAGAUCAGAUCUUCUAUAUGUGAUCUUGUCACCAUAUCCAGGCUUCUAAAUGCUACUCUUAUCAUUCCAGAGCUUCAACAGAGUCUUCGCUCCAAAGGCAUCAGUAACAAGUUCAAGAGUUUCUCCUAUCUUUAUGAUGAGGAGCAGUUUAUAUCCUUUCUUAAAAAUGAUGUUAUCAUUGCCAAGGCUCUCCCUGAGAGCUUGAAAGCCGCAAGAAAAAGGAACGAGUUUCCUCUUUUUAAGCCCAAAAACUCUGCAUCGCCAAAUUAUUACCUCGAGGAUGUAUUGCCAAAGUUAAAGAAAGCUAAUGUUAUUGGAUUGAUCAUCUACGACGGGGGAUGCUUGCAGUCAACUUUGCCUGCGUCAAUGCUUGAACUUCAAAGACUAAGGUGUAGAGUUGCCUUCCAUACCCUCCAGCUCCGUUCAGAAAUCCAGGUGCUUGGCAAGAAGAUGGUUGACAGGUUACGUAAAUCAGGCCAACCCUUCCUAGCUUAUCAUCCUGGCUUAGUGAGGGAUAAAAUGGCAUAUCAUGGUUGUGCUGAGCUUUUCCAGGAUCUUCACAGUGAACUAAUUCAGUAUCGGCGGGCCCAGAUGAUUAAGCAGAAGUUUAUUUCAGAAGAACUUAUUGUAGACUCGCGUGUGCGCAGGGACAAAGGCUUAUGUCCUCUCAUGCCAGAAGAGGUUGGAAUCCUUCUGAAAGCACUGGGUUACUCUCAAAAAGUGAUUAUAUACUUAUCUGGUUCCGAAAUGUUUGGCGGCCAACGUGUUUUGAUCCCUCUGCGAGCCAUGUUUCCUAAUUUAGUGGAUCGGACUUCUUUAUGCAGCACAGAAGAAUUAUCCGAAUUGGUUGGUCCUGAGAUACCUCUUCCAGAAAAUACAUUUGAAAUGCCUCUUCGAAAAAGCGAUAAGCAGCUCCAAGAAGAGUGGAACAAGGCAGGCACUCGGCCUAGACCUCUCCCCCCUCCUCCAGACAGACCUAUCUACCAGCACGAAAAAGAAGGGUGGUAUGGUUGGCUUACAGAGAAUGAUACAGAACCAAUACCUUCACCUAUAGAUCUUAGGAAUCAAGCACACAGGUUACUGUGGGAUGCACUUGACUUUGUUGUAUCUGUAGAAGCUGAUGUGUUUUUCCCUGGUUUCAACAACGAUGGUAGUGGGUUGCCAGAUUUGUCAAGCUUGGUAAUGGGUCAGAGGCUCUAUGAAAGACCAUCGUCACGAACAUAUAGACUAGACAGGAAAGUUAUUCAAGAAUUUUUCAACAUUACACGUGAGGACAUGUACCAUCCCAACCGUAACUGGACAGUUCAUGUGAGGAAACAUCUUAACUCAAGUUUGGGUGAGAGUGGGCUUAUCAGGCAGUCUACGCUGUCGAAACCCAGGUUGUUUCUUUCGCAUCCACUUCCUGAAUGCUCAUGCAGAACAUCACCCCUCGAGGAUUCUAGACAAAUACGAAGUGACGAUGGUAGAUUUCUCUAUGGAGGUGAAGAUGAAUGCCCUAAAUGGAUAAAAUCAGCUGGGGUGGAAAAGAGUAAAACUGAUGAUAGUGAUCAACCUGAUUAUGAACAUGACCUUCUCACUGAACAGUCAGAAACUGAAGAAGAGUUUGCGAAGAGUAAGGUGGCUUCAGCUUUUGACCAGGAUGAAGAAUGGGAUCCCAACGACUAGUACUGUGACAACGAUUCACAUUCUGCCGUCAGGUGUCAUUUGAUUUUUCUAUAGUUACCGGCUUUUUUUUUUCUUUUCUGAGAAUAAGUUUUUUUUUAUAGUUUCAUUCUUUUAGUUGCAUACUCGUUAUACGUCAAAGCCUUCUCAAAGAUAUUAGUAUUGCCUCCAGACCACCCUUAUGCAGUGAAGGAUAACUGAAGCAGCGAUGGACGACCGUAAUGGUUCAUCUUUCCCUAAGGUCUUCCCAUGUAGAAAAUGUGAAGCUGGAGGUAUCUUUUGUUCUUUUUUCUCACCAUUGUAAAUCUUAUAAAGGGUUCAUUCAGAUUCUUUCUUCUCUUUUUCUUCAAUUGUUUUUUUUUUCUGGAUUUGUUUCGACAUACCACAGAUA
This is a messenger RNA of Brassica oleracea var. oleracea, 2692 nucleotides long. RefSeq lists its product as uncharacterized. The transcript has 10 exons. Lineage: Eukaryota; Viridiplantae; Streptophyta; Magnoliopsida; Brassicales; Brassicaceae. Gene Ontology annotation, cellular component: chloroplast; Golgi apparatus; cytoplasm. The record is from RefSeq and is a predicted model, not a curated record. Bases 331 to 2304 code for a protein of 657 amino acids.